AAAGAAGAAAACCCACCGCGAAAUGCAGGACCAUCUUCCCCCAGCGGCGGUGAAAUAACCCGAAAGCGAUUCAUACAUCUGUUUUUAUGCGCUUGGGAAGGAUUAUAUCAGCAUUUUUGGCCCCUCGAACGUUUUCUUUUCGCCUUAUUUCGUGUUUCGGCUUGUUUUAAGGAUGUCGGUGGCGGGGUUUAAGAAGCAGCUGCACAAAGCGAGUCAGUUAUUAAGUGAGAAGAUCAGUGGUGCGGAAGGGACGAAACUCGAUGAAGACUUCAUGGAAAUGGAGCGGAAAAUAGAAGUCACCAACAAGUCUGUUUUUGAACUCAUAACUAAAACCACAGAAUAUCUCCAACCAAACCCAGCAUCAAGAGCCAAACUGGGCAUGCUCAACACGGUGUCUAAAAUCCGCGGGCAGGUGAAGACGACGGGUUAUCCUCAGACUGAAGGGCUGUUAGGAGACUGUAUGCUGCGGUAUGGACGAGAGCUCGGGGAGGAGUCCGCUUUCGGCACCGCGUUGGCAGACAUUGGUGAAGCCAUGAAACAGAUGGCUGAUAUUAAAGACGCCCUCGAUAUCAGUGUGAAACAGAACUUCAUCGACCCACUUCAGAAUCUACAAGACAAAGACCUCAAAGAGAUUGUGCAUCAUCUAAAGAAGCUGGAGGGUCGACGGUUAGACUUUGACUACAAGAAGAAGCGUCAGGGCAAGAUUCCCGAUGAGGAGAUCAAACAGGCCGUGGAGAAGUUUGAGGAGUCCAAAGAGCUCGCCGAGAGGAGCAUGUUCAACUUUCUGGAGAACGAUGCUCUAAUUGAGGCAGCGCUAGAAUACCAUAGACAGUCUCUGGAGAUCCUGAAGGACCUCGACAGCAAACUACAGAACAGGAUAUCUACAGCAAGCCGUCGGCCCAAAAAAGAGUUCAAGCCAAAGUCAAUAGUGUCCAGUUUGGAGAGCGUGGAGAACACACAGCACAAUGGACUUUCACACACCUCAUCAAUCAAAUCCACAGAGUUAGAGUCCCACAUGGACCAGCCGUGCUGUCGGUCGCUCUACGACUUCGAGCCGGAGAAUGAGGGCGAGCUAGGCUUCAAAGAGGGGGACAUCAUCAUCCUCACCAACCAGAUCGACGAGAACUGGUACGAAGGCAUGAUCAACGGCGAGUCGGGCUUCUUCCCCAUCAACUACGUGGACGUGCUGGUGCCGCUGCCACAGUGAACCAAACAUCCACUUCACCCAGCAUCCUCUGCUGCAUUCUC
Danio rerio (zebrafish) is the source of this 1248-nucleotide messenger RNA. It is a transcript of the gene sh3gl3a, whose product is annotated as SH3-domain GRB2-like 3a. Gene Ontology annotation, cellular component: early endosome; cytoplasm; membrane. The record is from RefSeq and is marked provisional. Gene Ontology annotation, biological process: endocytosis. Lineage: Eukaryota; Metazoa; Chordata; Actinopteri; Cypriniformes; Danionidae.